GAUAUCUCGAUAUAAUCGAAAUGCUAACAUUUUUUGAUAAUGUAGUCUCUGACAUUUUUGUCCUACAUAAACCAUUAGCCAAAAUUGUUUACUUCAACACGAUCACACAAUUUAUUUGUUAAAAAUGACAGUUAAUCCCUUAUUUUCCUUUCUGAUUUUCACCAUAUUCCUGUUUAACUUCGGUACACCAUUUUUUCAAGACUUAGCUGUAUGUGGCGACUGCACUGAGCAAAACAAAGGAAAGUGCAUAAUUGAGGGUGAACCGGGAUAUUUUGUUAGUAGAGGGUUAUUUGGAAUGUCAAACCCAAAUUCUGAGAUGGAUAUGACACCCUCCGAUUUUCCUCCGCAAACCCUUAACAUGAGCAAAUGUAUACCUGACGGCUUGGCUAUUAGCGCUCCUGUUUCUUAUGAAUACAUAUGCGUUUGGUCAGAGGAAUACGGUUGUCAAGUUAUAGUCCCUAAGUCAGGUGACAAAGUUGACUGUGCCCUUUGCUAUUCCCGAGGUCCAGACGUCGAUUGUCCGUGUGUGGACUUGUCAAGUAAACUUAAAGCCGGAUCCGAUCAAAUUCGCUCUAUCUCUUAUCUGGUUAUAGUUGGUGCAUGUGUUGUGAGUCUGGUAACUUACCUUUGGAAGUAACGCAGUUUUGCUUUGGUUAUGAUUUCUGGAAUUAUUUUUGAUUAGCAUUCAAUAAAUCAUUGCCGAUUGUUAGGUUCAAU
Drosophila eugracilis is the source of this 717-nucleotide messenger RNA. RefSeq lists its product as uncharacterized. The transcript has 2 exons. The record is from RefSeq and is a predicted model, not a curated record. The coding region runs from base 125 to 637 and encodes 170 amino acids. NCBI's taxonomy places the organism in Eukaryota, Metazoa, Arthropoda, Insecta, Diptera, Drosophilidae.